AUGGCUGCAGCAAUUACAAAUUUCUUAACUAAGCCACCAUGCACCGAUCUUCAUUUCAUCCCAAAAGCCACUUGUAUUAGCUCCCAUAGUUCCUUUCUGCCACCUUUUGUUUCAAAGUCGAGACCAUUUUCAACAAAAUCACUCGAAAGAAGCAAACCCCCACGAUUCAUCACCAAGGCUACAACUACACCAGGGACAAGGAAAGCUCCGAGCGAUGAGAGCGUAAAUCAGGUCCAUAGCAUAGAAGAGUUCGAUGAAGCUCUUAAAACGGCUAAAAACAAGCUCGUGGUGGUCGAGUUCGCGGCCAACCACAAUUACAACAGCAGUGAGAUAUACUCAUUCAUGGUGGAACUCAGUCGGACUUGCAACAACGUUGAAAUUCAUCCUGGUGAUAGGCGACGAAUCGGACAAGACGAGAGAGCUUUGCAUAAGAGAAGAAAUAAAGAAAAUAACACACUUUAG
This is a messenger RNA of Hibiscus syriacus, 462 nucleotides long. RefSeq names its product thioredoxin-like protein CDSP32, chloroplastic. The coding region runs from base 1 to 462 and encodes 153 amino acids. NCBI's taxonomy places the organism in Eukaryota, Viridiplantae, Streptophyta, Magnoliopsida, Malvales, Malvaceae. Gene Ontology annotation, molecular function: oxidoreductase activity, acting on a sulfur group of donors, disulfide as acceptor. The record is from RefSeq and is a predicted model, not a curated record. The transcript has a single exon.